This is a messenger RNA of Cucurbitaria berberidis CBS 394.84, 1637 nucleotides long. Its product is annotated as DNA repair protein. The coding region runs from base 276 to 1514 and encodes 412 amino acids. Gene Ontology annotation, biological process: UV-damage excision repair; nucleotide-excision repair involved in interstrand cross-link repair; nucleotide-excision repair, DNA damage recognition. The transcript has a single exon. Gene Ontology annotation, molecular function: damaged DNA binding. Lineage: Eukaryota; Fungi; Ascomycota; Dothideomycetes; Pleosporales; Cucurbitariaceae. The record is from RefSeq and is a predicted model, not a curated record. Gene Ontology annotation, cellular component: nucleotide-excision repair factor 1 complex.
AAAAAUGUAUGGCGUCAAUUAUAAAUCCGUGGACUAUCUCGCAUUUAGAAGUAAUCCGAAUCCGAAAGUGGCGCAAAGGUGAAGGGUAGCACGUUUCUUGGCGUGCAUCAUCGUUCGGGACAAGGGUCCAUUUACCUUCGCCGAAUCUUCCGUCUACCACGCGGUGUCUCACGCUGUAUCUCUCUCUCCUCCGGAUAGCAUUGCUCUAUAAAUCUGAGUAUAUCGGCAGUUGGGUUACACGGAAUCAACAACAAGGUCCACGCUUCAACCUCAACAUGACUGGCAGGCCAUCAACGCCACCGCGAGCGACUCGCUCAGCGGGCAGGCUACCACCGAACCCUCCCACUCCGGAGCAGAUCAGAAGAAUGGAAGAAGCCCGGCUCAAGGCCAAAGCCGCUGCACAACAAGCUCAAGCAUCGAGGCCCUCUCCUGCGCCCGUCGCCGGCGCAAAGCGCGCAUACUCAUCCAUGACAGCCUCAAACACACCAAUACAAGUUCGCAAUGCCGCUGCCGCAUCCCCACAGAAGCACGAUCAGAAUGGCUUCAUGCAGCCGCCCUCGAACGAUUACAUCCAGCCUGCUAAGAAAUACGCGAGAUCAGACUUCAUCGAUUAUGAUUUCAGUACUAUGACAGAUACGAAGGGUGGAUUUUUGAGCACAAUAGAUGAUCCGCAUAAUAAGGCCAUGUGGAAGGGACAACCGAGAGAAGAUCAAAAGCCUGAAGGCAUGACCAUGGCGGACUGGGAGAGGGAGCGUAUCAGGCGGAAAUUGCGUGAAAACAGGGCAGGGCCGUAUGAACCCGGGAUAUCCAUUUUAGACACUGUAAAUGGCAGAGAGGAAGAGGAAGAGGAAGCUGCUUUGCUAGAAGCCGCCGAGAAUGCCGAAGUCGAGAGCGGAACAUACAAGGGCAAAUACGGCGACGGCAAGCGCGACAUCAAAGGCAAAUGCCGCGAAUGUAGAUCUCUAGAAAUCGACUGGAAAUGGCAAGACAUAUUCGGUAUUGGGAUAUGCAAUAGCUGCAAAGAGAAGUUACCUGACAAGUACUCACUCCUUACGAAGACCGAAGCAAGGGACGACUACCUCCUCACAGACCCAGAACUAAAAGACGAAGACCUCCUCCCCCAUCUCGAACGUCCAAACCCGCACAAACAAUCUUUCCACGCCAUGCAGCUUUUCCUCCGCCUACAAGUCGAAACCUAUGCUUUUUCCCCUGCGAAAUGGGGGUCUCCAGAAGCGCUAGACGAGGAGUAUGAAAAGCGCUCGAAAAUCAGCAAAGAACGGAAAGAAAAGAAGUUUAAGAAUAAGCUUGAGGACUUGAAAAAGCGGACAAGGGUUGAGGCAUAUAAAAGGGCGCGGUUGGGCGGGGUGGGAGAUGCACAGUUUGGCCAAAAGAUCAAGGGACGGUAUGAUAAACAUGAGCAUGAGUGGGGGAGGAGUAUGCUUGAUCCGGAGACGGGGAUGACAAGGAAGAGGUGUGAGGAAUGUGGAAUGGAAGUUGAGGAGUUGGAGUUUUAGUUGGGAGUGUCAGCGGUUAGAAGAUGCAUAGAGGAGUAAGACGCACAUGUAGCGAAAAGUAACGCGAGAUGAAAUGAUACCCCUAUAUGAGUAACACGAAGUAUUCCCAAGCCAGGUUGCCAC